AUGGCGCUAAAAUUCUUUCCAGUUCAAUUUCCAGUUUUUUCACCACCAUUAAACCCUAAUCUACUAUCUCAAACCCAACACCAUCGUCCGCCAAGCGAUAUACACUUCUCGCGGUGGAACAACGCCAACGCUAGGGAAUUCAACGACCGCCGCCGCGCUCAGAAAGAAAUAGAAGAAGAUAUCCGCCGUAACCGACGAUUCAACUCCGCUGCUAAUAUUAUCGAUAAUUACGACUCUGCCACAUCCAACGAAAAUUUUAAAAGCAAAUCCAUAGGCACACCAUCCUCUCCUUCAGCUCCUUCAAUCCCGGGUAGAAAAUCCAAAUACUCCAAACCCGAAUCCCCAACCUCACACCACCCGGCAUUUCGCUCAAUCUCUAAAAUCACCAAAAAGCCCCUGCCAGAAAAACCAAUCGAUCGAAACGCGGAUGUCAAACUCAGCGAAGACGGUCUCUCUUUUGUCGUUGACGGCGCGCCAUUUGAGUUUAAAUACAGCUACACCGAGACGCCUAAAGCCAAGCCGAUUAAAUUACGGGAAGCGCCGUUUUCGCCCUUCGGGCCCACCACGAUGGGCAGGCCGUGGACCGGGAGAGCCCCGCUGCCGCCGAGUAAAAAGAAGUUGAGAGAAUUUGACUCUUUUAAGUUGCCACCACCGGAUAAGAAAGGCGUGAAACCGGUUCAGAAACCAGGCCCGUUUCUUCCUGGUGCGGGUCCUAGGUAUGUGUAUUCAAGAGAAGAGAUAUUAGGAGAACCGUUAACAACAGAGGAGGUUAAGAUUUUGAUUGAAGGGUGCUUGAAGACAAGGCGCCAGUUAAAUAUGGGUAGAGAUGGAUUGACACAUAAUAUGUUGGAUAAUAUACAUGCGCAUUGGAAGCGGAGAAGAGUGUGUAAAAUCAAAUGUAUGGGAGUAUGUACAGUUGAUAUGGAUAAUGUCUGCCAGCAAUUAGAGGAAAGAACUGGAGGAAAGGUCAUUUACAGGAAAGGAGGGGUUGUGUAUCUUUUUCGAGGUAGAAACUAUAAUUAUAGAACUCGACCCCGAUUUCCUCUUAUGUUGUGGAAACCUGUUACACCUGUGUACCCGAGGUUGAUUAAACGGGCUCCUGAGGGUUUGACACUGGAAGAAGCAAGUGAAAUGCGCAGGAAGGGGCGGAAAUUGAUACCAAUAUGCAAAUUAGCGAAAAAUGGUGUGUACUGUAAUCUUGUAAAAGAGGUUAGAGAGGCUUUUGAAGAAUGUGAAUUGGUUAGAAUUGAUUGUCAAGGGGUUAAUGGUAGUGACUACAGGAAAGUUGGUGCUAAACUCAAGGAACUUGUGCCAUGUUUGCUAAUCUCAUUUGAACAUGAGCACAUACUUAUGUGGAGGGGAAGGGAUUGGAAAUCAUCUAUGAUAAAACCGGUAAAUGAUAGUGUGGAAGCCAUUGGAUCUGAUGUUAAUAGUGCAACUUCUAUUGCAUCGGUUUUGGAAGACCAAAUAAUGGAAAUAGUCUCACAUGAGGAUGGUCUCAGUAAGCCAGAUAUGAGCACAAUCCCAGUGGGUAGUAUGGAUGAGCAAGCAGAGCAUCCAUCCAUAUUAGAUGGGACAUCUGUAGCUAUCGGUGCUAGCUCAACCACAGUAGAGAUGUCUGAAAUUAAUCCAAUGACAGAAAGUGGAAGCAGUUCAGCUGUCAGCGAGUCUGAAGUUAUCAAUAAUGCCGUUGGUAGUGAAUCAGUAGUUAAUAACAUGGACUCUGCUAAUGAAAUGCCAGUAGCUAUGUCAGUGUCAUCUGAAACUGUGUUAGAAAGUGUUGGGAGCAAAAAGGAGCUCCAUGAUGUGUCAAUAGAAUGCUCAGAUGAUGUUAAUAAACCAGCAAACUUGAGUGUGUCUUAUGCAGAUAGAGUUUUGCUAUUGUGGAAACAAGCUGUUGAGAGUGGGAGUGCACUUAUCUUGGUUGAUGCCGAUUUGGAUGCUGAUAUUGUUUAUCAAAGAGCAGUUGCCUUUGCCAAGUCUGCUCCACCUGGUCCUGUGUUUAGACAUCGAUCCAAGAAGGCAUCCAUUAGAAAGUCUGAGAAGCAAGAAAGCAAGGAUUCUGAACCUAAAGAAUUUUUAAACCUUGAGUAUUUAGAAACGAAUGUUUCCCAGACAAUGGGAAGUGAGAACAAAAGUUCUAAGCCUCAAAGAAAGAAAAAAUCCAGGGAACAACAAAAUCUCAAUUCAGCAAGACUGGGAAGACUAGGAGUAGAUGAACUUGCUAAACUACUAGCAUACCGCUAACUCUUUUCUACUUUUCUUUUUAUCCUGUACCAUUGUCUUACAUAAAGCUGCUGCUAGUAUAAUCAUUUUGUUUUUGGAAUUUCCAAUUUUCCGUUCAGUUUUGUUAGUCUCCGUUUGAUUAGGAUGGUUUUACUAAUUAUGUAUUUGUGUUGAUGAUAACAAUGGCAACUUCUUGGUUGUAAAUGCUGAUAAUCGGGUGCAUGGUGUUUUGAUUGUUCA
Messenger RNA from Ricinus communis (castor bean), 2466 nucleotides. Its product is annotated as CRS2-associated factor 1, chloroplastic. Gene Ontology annotation, biological process: Group II intron splicing. Gene Ontology annotation, molecular function: RNA binding. Bases 1 to 2247 code for a protein of 748 amino acids. NCBI's taxonomy places the organism in Eukaryota, Viridiplantae, Streptophyta, Magnoliopsida, Malpighiales, Euphorbiaceae. The transcript has 4 exons. The record is from RefSeq and is a predicted model, not a curated record.